Molecule: messenger RNA, 2810 nt
Organism: Carassius gibelio (silver crucian carp)
Lineage: Eukaryota; Metazoa; Chordata; Actinopteri; Cypriniformes; Cyprinidae
Product: septin-2
Exons: 12
Coding region: 282-1331 (349 amino acids)
Biological process (GO): cytoskeleton-dependent cytokinesis; regulation of exocytosis; cell division
Cellular component (GO): septin ring; synaptic vesicle; microtubule cytoskeleton
Molecular function (GO): GTP binding; GTPase activity; molecular adaptor activity
Source: RefSeq, a predicted model, not a curated record
UGUUCGCUGAAAGCACUGGAAACUGUGACCUAACGCCGCCAUCUUGGCUCGAAAUCUCCUCUCUUUCGCCGCUCCCUCGCAUUGCUAUUUGAGCCUUAAUGGUUUCCGUUGCGCCGGGAUCUCGUAGGCAUUAUGGGAUAAGGGCGAAAUUGUAGCGGUUUCCGGAUUCCCUGGAUUGGCCUGCUGGGAAGAAAGAAAACAAGGGUGGUGGGGAAAAAAACCUCCAGGUUUUUGAGUUGUAUCACGCGUUUAUACCAGUUGUGUUGUCAGACGGAAACAAAAUGUCGCAGUCUGGAGAAAAAGGAAAGUUCCCUGAUGCUGCAGGAUAUGUGGGAUUUGCCAACCUGCCCAAUCAGGUUCACAGGAAGUCUGUGAAGAAAGGCUUUGAGUUUACACUGAUGGUAGUCGGAGAGUCUGGUCUUGGUAAAUCAACCCUGAUCAACAGCCUCUUCCUGACUGACCUUUACCCAGAGCGCCAUAUACCUGGAGCGGCAGAGAAGAUUGAGCGCACGGUCCAGAUUGAAGCGUCCACGGUGGAAAUCGAGGAGAGGGGUGUGAAGCUCCGCCUCACUGUGGUGGACACGCCCGGAUACGGAGACGCCAUCAACAGCCAGGACUGCUUUAAGACGAUCAUCCAGUAUAUUGAUAAUCAGUUUGAGCGAUACCUGCAUGACGAGAGCGGCCUGAACCGCAGACACAUCGUUGACAACAGAGUACACUGCUGCUUUUACUUCAUCUCUCCGUUUGGACACGGCCUGAAGCCUCUGGAUGUUGAGUUUAUGAAGGCGAUCCACAGCAAAGUCAACAUCGUCCCUGUGAUCGCCAAAGCCGACACGCUCACGCUGAGAGAGAGAGACCGUCUCAAGAGAAGGAUUUUGGAUGAGAUCGGUGAGCAUGGGAUCCGGAUCUACCAGCUUCCCGACGCUGAUUCGGACGAGGACGAAGAAUUCAAGGAACAGACACGUGUCCUAAAGGCCAGCAUCCCGUUCGCUGUGAUCGGCUCCAACCAGCUGAUAGAGGUGAAGGGGAAGAAGAUCCGCGGACGGCUGUACCCCUGGGGGGUGGUGGAGGUGGAAAACCCCGAACACAACGACUUCCUCAAACUGCGCACUAUGCUGGUGACUCACAUGCAGGACCUGCAGGAAGUCACUCAAGACCUCCACUAUGAGAACUUCCGUUCAGAAAGACUGAAGCGAGCUGGCAGGGCGGCUGAUGAAGAUGUGAUGGACAAAGACCAGAUCCUCUUGGAGAAGGAAGCUGAGCUGAGACGCAUGCAGCAGAUGAUCGCUCAGAUGCAAGCUCAGAUGAAGAUGAAACCAGGAGAUGACUAAGUGUGUGUGUGUGUGUGUGUGUGUGUGUGUGUGUCUAUUUGUGUCUUGUGGGAACAGGAAGUGCCAUCUGACUGGAGGUUACAUUGUCCUGCCUAUUUCUAAACACUAUAUGCUUGUCCAAUCCCUCAUGUUUAUCAGAUUAAUGGAACGUAAUUUUAAUGUUGUUUAAUUCAUAUAACCAUAUCACUAUCAUAGCUCAACUCAUACGAACAACCUCAACCUGAAACAAACACUUUAAUCCGUCAGGUUAAAUGCUGUUUAUAAUGUAUAUCACCUGUAGCCAAUCAUGGUUUUAUUGGCAAUGUUCAGCAUAUCUGUAGAUUUUUUUUUUUUGGAUUUUCUGUGCCAAACACUCUUUUUAAGCUGCUUUGCUUGUACCAGUCAUGCAUCAGACUGGCAUAUGUUUACCUGAUCACCUCGUCAAUACUUUAAAAAGCAUAUGCAUGGGAUAAAAUAAGAGGACAAUGCACUGGUAGAUGCACCUGGCCAGGUUUACAAUUUUAGAAAAUGUACCUGUUCAUAAUCAUCAUACAUGCACACAGACAUGAAUUAAUAUCAGAGUUUGUUGGAUUGGUGUUUGAAAAAGCGGUCACGUGUUAGCACAUACAAAUUGAAAAGUAUCGCUAACAAAUAAACAUGCUCUCAAAUCAUGUUUCUUUUAAAUGGCAUUGAUUUGAGCUGUGUUUGGCAGCACUUCCCUCUAGUGGACUAUACAGACAAACAACCUAGAAAGCACAUUAAACUACAUUUUGGGUCGUGAAAAUACUAAGACUAAUGGACAAUCUCUUGACAUCCUGUCAAUACUGAUGCAAAAUCUGAUCAGCUUGUUGAAGGGAGAUCAGUUAAUAAAGUGGAGCAGCAAAUACUGUUCACCUUUCUUAUCUGUAGAGUGGAAAUCUGAUAAAAUGACGGUAAAGUUAUCUGUUUAUUGUGGAUGCACGGGUUCAGCUGUUGGUUCAUUUUUUGAUUCACAGAAAUGCCUUAAAACUCCAUUUAGAGACAUUUCUUUUACACUUUUAUUCUUACGGUUUGGGGAUUGUUUUCUAUCACUUUUUCAUUGCUUGACUUUCACUUUAUUUACUACUUAAUCAUUGAUAUCUACCGCAGGGAUCUUUAUAUUUCUUGUUUAACAGCUGGAACAUUUAUAACUGUAUGUUUUAAAGCUCAUCUAAACGGUACAAGGUCUAAGAAAUGGACUGAAACGCACCAUCACUGCCUGCACAUUGAUGUCUGAGUCAUUUCACUGCAUUGUAGGGAGCUAUUUGACUAAUUAUUAAUGUUAUGUCUGCUGUAAACACACUGAUUUUGUUUUGUUGUAUUUGUGGUUCAGCCCACUUAUUUUGAUUGGGUUAUCUCCUGUUUAGGGCUCUUUUAAAGGAUUAACACAGUUACAGUGUGGUACAGUAAUGCUCACUUCUCUGUUUUACAUGUUCCUUUUUGUAUUUGCAGAUGUUGAGAAAUAAAUCACUUUCGGAGUCA